Messenger RNA from Danio aesculapii, 2788 nucleotides. RefSeq names its product von Hippel-Lindau tumor suppressor like (gene vhll). The record is from RefSeq and is a predicted model, not a curated record. NCBI's taxonomy places the organism in Eukaryota, Metazoa, Chordata, Actinopteri, Cypriniformes, Danionidae. The coding region runs from base 21 to 509 and encodes 162 amino acids. The transcript is spliced from 3 exons.
UCUGUCAGAGCAGAGGCACCAUGGCUGAACAGGAAGCGCCCGCACCUCUAAAAUCUCUCAACUCCGAAGAUCCAACAUACAUCUCUUUUAUUAACAAAUCCAGCAGAACAGCCGAAGCAUGGUGGCUGAACUUCUCGGGAAAGCCGGUGUCUUACGGCGACAUAGAUCCAGGGCAAUCUCUUAAGAUGAACACUUAUCUGACUCAUCCAUGGAUGUUCAGAGCAUCUGAUGGAGCUAAGCUGCUGGUUAACCUAAGCGAAGUUUACUUUCCUGCUCCUGCGCAGUAUGAAGAGUACGGAUACCCGCAUUUCCAAGCGGUCUACGUCACUGCUCCAGUGUAUUCAUUACAAGAAUGCUGCCUGAAGUUGAUCCGGAGUUUGGUGAGAAAACAAGAUAUCUGCAAGCUGGAAAUACCCGAGGGAUUAAGACAGGACAUCAGGCGCGUGCCCGAUUUACUGAGAGACAUCCAGGUUUUAUCAGCCGAGAGAUCUGUGAAGGCUUCAAACUGAGCCAUUUCUCUCUUUAUAAAAUCGAAAGAAAAAAAUCUGAUGCUCAAAGUGAAAAUAUGAACGCAGUCAAACCUUUUCUUUUCCUGUUCCGUGAUGUUAUGUGCGUGCUUUGACGCGAUACUGAAGUUUACAAAUGAUAUAAAGUGCUCGUACACUCUAAUCUUGAACAACAAAAGUUUGAAUAAAAAUAUGGAGGGUCUUCAGUGCCAAAAUUAUUUCUAGAAACGUGAAUUGUUAUUGUCAACAUACAGUUUGACCGCAUUAAGCAUUUUUAUGCGAGGCAUCUUUGUCCAGUAAGCAUGCCACUGAUUUUGACACCAGAAAAGUAUGUACGCUGCAUAAUUUAUUCAUUAGUAGCAAAGCAUGUUGUGCAGUUUGAAUAAUUUUUGUUCCAAAGGCAAGAAAUAUAUAGAGACUGGAAAAGAACAAGAUUCUGUUCUAUAGAUAGCUUAAAACGUAAAGAUAGAUAAAACUUAUUGAGUGCACAACUCUAUUUGUACCAUAGAUAUAUACACUAGAUAUCGCAUACGGACUCAGAGCAUGCGUCAAUAGCGCCGCCACAUUUGUACAGGGCUCCCAGGACAAAUAUCAUUCAACCGCAUUCAAGACAGUGUGCCAAUCUGAAGAUGCUGGACUUUAGUGCUGUGUACGGGUGUAGUAUCGAGGAAACAAACAAAAAAACAAGCACAAAGGCAGAACGUUUCAUGAUUUUGUUUUUUACAUUUUUGUAUGUUACGAACUUUUGUGCUCAACAAGUAACGUUACUGAUGAUAAUAGUCACCUACUGCAUUCACCUUAAAGCAAAGUAGCACCAACCUGUACUAAAUACUCCGCUUAUGAUAGUUUUGUUGAAUAAAUUUUGAAAACACAGUAAAUGAAAUAUGACAACAAGGCGCUGCGUUGCCAGAAACUUGUAUUAUUGUCGGCAAAGUGAACGAGUCAUUCAUAACAGAGAUUCAUUCACAAUCGAAUCACUCCCUCCGGUAGAAUGAGAAGUGAAAGCAGGGGGGGGGUGGUGGUGUGUGUUUCAGGAUAUGGAUUAGAUCAAAUCUAACAGGGAGGGAGGAUAAUACAUUUCCAUGCACACAAACAUACGCUCUUUGUCGGCAAUAUCCGUGCGGUCACUGAUCCAUCAAUGUAGAAAAGUGAUGUAAAUUUAUAAUUUUCGCAUUAAAAAAAAAAAUUUGCAUACAGACCACCGGGAAAACUCCUGAUCAUAGAUAUAUGCAUAAUCUCUGGCUCUAGAUAGCCAAAGUCCUCCACUACACCUUGGUCCCGCAUUAAUUUCAAAGGAGCGCUACCCUGUACUAAAAUGGCAGCUCUAUUGAUGCAUUCCUUCCAAUAGACAACAACAGGGUAGUCGACAUCUAAUGUAUAUAUCUAUGUAUUUGUGCAAGUUAUUUUCAAUCUGAAGUUUUGUAGAGGAAAAUCUUUGUACUUGUUUAACAGAGUUGUGGAAACAUUUUUUAAUCUCCUCCCUUGUGGAAUUUUUUUCUUGUGCGGAUCUGUGUGCACAUAUGGCAUUAGAUGUAGUAUCCUCUAAAAGGCUGUGUGUUUGUAUGUGCACACAGGCUAGCUUAAAGUGUGCAAUUUGGGGUUUAAGAUGCAAAAAUUAAACGUGCAGUUUAAAAUCGUUGAAAAGUUAAAAGGCAAUAUUUAUGUAAGUGCAAUAUUAUGUCUAAUAUUUGCAUAUGCACAUGUCAGUAUACCAAGUCCUUGAUGAAUAAACUUGCCGUCUGAUGUUUGCUUACAUGUAGCUCAAUACAACUCGCAUGCAAAUGUAGUCUCAAACACAGCAAUAUAAUUGGCUGUUAUAUUUGCUGAUGCGUUAACAGUCAAACUGUGUUCAAUGAGACAAAUUUUGGCCCUGAUCACCUUCCAUAGUACAAACUUCCAGAGAUGCCAGAGUUGAUGUCAUCACACUUGGAACUCUGCUCAACCAAUCAAACUUCAAGAUGGUGACUAACUGUUGUACACCAAGACGAUACAUACAGGUUAAAAUAGUUGUUUUAUUUUAUUUUUAUUUAUACAGCAAGUAACAUAAAAUUAUAUAACAUCUCAGUUUGUCUACAUGACCAUUUAGCAUUUAAAAACAUUUUUAUUAUGAUUACUAUUGCACUUUGGGCACAGGCAUACAGAGAUCCCUGAAUAUUGUGAGUUUUCUAGUUCAUUUCAAAUGAGAUGACUGGCGUGCUUUUUAAAACUGACUCAAUGCUGCUUUAUCGAUGUUACAAUGUAAAACCAAAGACUCCUACAAAUUAAAAUGAUUAUUAUUCUUA